Messenger RNA from Raphanus sativus (radish), 1312 nucleotides. RefSeq names its product putative WEB family protein At1g65010, chloroplastic. The coding region runs from base 199 to 1128 and encodes 309 amino acids. The record is from RefSeq and is a predicted model, not a curated record. Lineage: Eukaryota; Viridiplantae; Streptophyta; Magnoliopsida; Brassicales; Brassicaceae. The transcript has 3 exons. Gene Ontology annotation, biological process: negative gravitropism; response to red or far red light.
AAAAGAAGGGAGGAGGAAAGCAAAGCAGGUUGUGUCCUUUUGUAAGAGAAAUUGAUUGUCUUGUCUUCCGUCUCUACCUUCCAAUCUCACCCGAUAUUUUCGGAGAAUCAACUUCCAAUUUGCCUCUGAUUCGAUCCUCGAAUCAAUAAUCAAUCACCUGGAGCCAAUCUCCAAGCUCAUGAUCUCCAAUUACUUGUGAUGGCUUGCAAAGAAGAUACUAAUGCUGCAGCAGCACAAGAUGAAGAAGCCACUGAGAUAUGUAAGAGUGAAUUGGAAUCUCGUCGGUUUCAGGUAGAUAGUUUAGAAGCUGAGCUUUUGGAUGUCAAGAGGGCUGCUUACCUUGACUUUGGCUCAGAAGAAGACGCCAGGAAGGAGUUAGGUCUUCUUUCUGGUAGGGUGAGAGCGACUGCAGUAAUGUUGCGCUAUUUGAGAUCAAAAGCUAGACUCUUGGCCAUUCCUGAUCAUCUACCUCAAGUUGAACUGAAAGGACUAGACUUUCUUGGUUCUUCGUCUUCUUGUGAAGAGGAUGGAGCUUAUACUAGCGAGAUGCUCCAGUCCAUAGAGAUGGUCACUGGUGUGCUGGAGUCUCUCGUUGGGAGAGUUACAGCAGCAGAGUCCGAGACGGCUGUUCAGAAGGAGAUGGCACUUUUGGGAGAGGAGGAACUUAGUAGGAAGACGGUCCAGAUCGAGAAUCUGUCUUUGAAAUUACAGGAGAUGGAGAGGUUUGCUCACGGGACUAACGGUGUUCUGAGCGAAAUGAGGGAAAGGAUCGAGGAACUAGUUGAAGAGACGAUGAGACAGAGGGAAAAAGCUGUUGAAAAUGAAGAGGAGCUUUGUCGUGUGAAGCGAGAGUUCGAGUCUCUUAAAAGCUAUGUCAGUACUUUUACCAGCGUUAGAGAAACACUUCUUUCUUCCGAGAGACAAUUCAAAACCAUCGAAGAGCUCUUUGAACGGUUGGUGACUAAGACGACACAACUAGAGGGGGAGAAGGCGCAAAAGGAGGUUGAAGUUCAGAAACUGAUGGAAGAGAAUGUGAAGCUGACGGCACUUCUUGACAAGAAAGAAGCUCAGCUUCUAGCUUUGAAUGAACAAUGCAAAGUCAUGGCUUUAAGUGCAUCAGACAUCUGAAACAAUUGGCUUAUAUCUUGUCCAGCGUUGUUUUUUUUUUGGCUCUUCAGAUUGUUGCAAAGCUUCUUAACUCUAAUGGUCUUUGUUUCAGAGAGGACAUUCUUGUGACUCUUUUAUCUGUAAAUUUAUUAAGGCUUGUGCAAAAGCAAAGAUAAUACCCCCAAAGGUUGAACUUUCUUUGGCU